Xylaria bambusicola is the source of this 617-nucleotide messenger RNA. RefSeq lists its product as uncharacterized. Bases 1 to 582 code for a protein of 193 amino acids. The transcript has a single exon. The record is from RefSeq and is a predicted model, not a curated record. NCBI's taxonomy places the organism in Eukaryota, Fungi, Ascomycota, Sordariomycetes, Xylariales, Xylariaceae.
AUGGAGAACUUCCCAAAGCACAUUGACCAAGCUCUGCCCGUAUUAGGUAAGGUUUCUACACAACCACGCGCAAGGGACAACGUUAAACGCGCAACACACCUUUCGCUUCCGAAAUUAAUCACCCAGACACGCAAGGGAACUGAGCCGGUACGGAUCCCCACUCCCCAGGUUUCUCAUUUCAUGAAUGUAAUGGCACUGUAUCCUCCCGAGCCAGCCGCUUCUCUGCCACUCAUAAUCUCCCCAACUUCGCCCACUUCCAAGUCUUUCAUCAAGGCUUGUGGGGAGGUUGUUCCCGAUCCGUAUUUAACGGAUAUACCAACUCCUAUAACGAUACAAUUCACCGAGGCUGAAGCAGAGGAGCUAGAGCAAUGGAGAGAAAUAGUAGGGGGUAUGCGUGAUGCUCAUUCAGAGGCUUUAGAUCAGUUCAUGGACAACCCAUACGACACCGAGAUUAGAAAAAGGGUGAGAAAACUUCGUACUGAACGUGAACAGAAAGCUGUUGCUAUGGCACAGAUUCAUGAGCGUCGCCAAAUUCGAAAAGCUUUCAGAAAGGAUUUCAAUGACUUCCUGCCAGGCUGGUAAGAUGAUAGCUGGUAAGCUAGGAUGCAAUUCAUUCC